Molecule: messenger RNA, 2565 nt
Organism: Pristis pectinata (smalltooth sawfish)
Lineage: Eukaryota; Metazoa; Chordata; Chondrichthyes; Rhinopristiformes; Pristidae
Gene: neil3
Product: nei-like DNA glycosylase 3
Biological process (GO): base-excision repair
Cellular component (GO): nucleus
Molecular function (GO): DNA N-glycosylase activity; zinc ion binding; damaged DNA binding
Source: RefSeq, a predicted model, not a curated record
GCCCUUUCGAGCCGUGAAUGCGCCUGCGCGGCCGUUCGAGCGUUCAGGCGGGCUCCGACUCCUGUUCCGCUGCCGGCCCUUUCGAGCCGUGAAUGCGCCUGCGCGGCCGUUUGAAUGUUUUGGCGGGUCCCGCCUCCGGUUGUGCCGCCGCUGUCGCCAUGGUGGAAGGACCCGGGUGCGCGCUGAACGGAGAGCAGAUCCGGAGCCGCGUCAGGGCGGGACAGCGGACGGUGGGGCUGGGAGGGAGCGCGGUUACUCGGCCAAGUGGGCAGAAUGAUUCCUGUUUGGAUGCAAUCCAAUUGCUGAAAGGCAAGGUUUACACAGGUGUGAAGACGUUGGGAAAGGAACUGUUCCUAUAUUUUGGGCAAACUGCAUUAAGGAUACAUUUUGGAAUGAAUGGUUCAAUGCGCAUCAAUUCAUCUGAGAGAAAACGCAGCAGUGGAGCCCCAGCAGUCUUGGAGAUUCAGUUAACCAGUGAUUUGAUUUGCUUCUUUGAGUCCACAUUCGAUGUCAGGAGUACUUCUGAAUGUGAGGAGAAAGUAAAAAUAAUGGAAGAACUGGAUAUUUGCUCAGCAAAGUUCAGUUAUUCCCGAGCUGAAGAGUUGAAGCGACAUGGUGCCCGCAUGAUAUGUGAUGUAUUGUUGGACCAAGCUGUGCUGCCUGGAGUAGGAAAUAUCAUCAAAAAUGAAUCAAUGUUUGACAGUUGCCUCCAUCCUGCUGUAAAGAAAUGUCAAUUAUCAGCUGAGCAAAUACAUCACCUUAUCAGAGUGACUCGAGACUUCACAAUUCUGUUUUAUAAAUGUCGGAAGAUUGGGUCAGCCUUAUAUAAACACUUCAGAGUUUACAAGCGUUCCACGUGCAGACAGUGCCAUGGUAAAAUCAUUGUCUGCCGCCUUGGUGAGAAUAAUCGAAUGACGUAUUUCUGCUCGCACUGUCAGAAGGAAGAUCCUAGCCAAGUUAAUGUUAGUAAUUUCCCUAAACGGAAUAGCCUGAUUAGUUGGGCCCAGGGCUCUCGAGAUCAAUCUACUGAUACCAUUGCCAAAAAAGAAGAAGAGGAAUGGACUUGCCCGCUUUGCACUUUAAUAAAUGCACCAUCAGCCAAAUCAUGUGAUGCCUGUUUGACACAGAGGCUUGUCAAGGCAGUAUCACCUCAGAAGUCUGGUUUUGAUGCUAAUCUCAUAAAAUACCAAUGUAAUAGUUUUGGUAAACCUCUAGUGGAAUGGAAGCUCAAUCGGAAAGCAGCAUUUGGUACAACGACACUGGUUCUCACGUCACAGAGGAGUUCUCAACAGAGUCCUAUGCACAGUUUCUCUGCAGACAAUGAAAUUAAAGAGAACAUACUACCAGAUGGGAAUCCUUUGUUUCCAGCCUUGGUUAAAAAUUGUUCUGCAAGUACAUUGAGCUCUAACCUUUGGAUGAAAAGUAGCGUUAAUGAUUAUGCAAAUCAAGCAACCAGCAACUCAACAUCAUUUAGUUAUACCAACCAAAGUUUAUUUUGUCACCCUCCCAAAAGGUUGAAGAAGGACCGUAAUUUUUCUUUUGAUUCCAACACAAGUUCUGCAGUUUUUGUCUUCAGGGACUCUGAUAAUGUGAAUGAUGGUAAUGGCCCUGCUGCAAGUCCUGAAAUCCCUUGUUGCAAACAGCACGGUCGUCCCUGUACACUGAGGAUAGUCAGAAAAGAAGGUGACAACAAGGGGAGGCAAUUCUAUGCUUGCUCACUGCCUCGGGAUCACCAGUGUGACUACUUUCAGUGGGCUGACUUACAUUUUCCACUCUGUAAUCAUGGAAGGCGAUGUAUCAUGAGGACGGUACUGAAACUUGGUCCCAAUAAUGGACGCAACUUUUAUGUGUGCUCACAAGGAAUGAACAAACAGUGUAAUUUCUUUCAAUGGGCAGAAAAUGGACCAGGCAUUAAGAUCACUCCAGGCUGCUGAAACUUGUACUGCUGAGGUAAAGGGAGUUAAAGAAUUAUUUCACUCAUCCAAGCAUUGAAAAUAAUAAAUCUUUGAUAACUUUAGAUGGGUUUUAAAAGAAAACUUCUCCAUGAAUCAAAAUCACGAUUUCUUCCACAUCUGAUUGGAACUACAGCACUGGGACACGCUGUUUAGUUUGCAUAAUUCUUUGACUAGUCUGCUUGAUGGUGGGUAGACAAAAAGUGAAAAUGGUGAAGUGCAGAUAAAUAAAAUGCUUAAUAAAAAAAUUUCUGGUAAUUUUCCAUGUUAAGUUGCUGAAUACAAGAUUUAACCUACAAGAUAGUGAUGGUGAAUGGAGAUAUUCGAAAUUGGCAUCACGAAGUCAAGUCACUGGGGUCUAAAGCUACAUUCACAGUUGACAGUUGCUGUCCAUGGUUAUGUUCAAAGUAUUUGGAUGAUAUGCAUUUGGUACUAAUGUUUCUUUUAUCAAGCACUCAUGGUUUUAUGAAAUUUCUUUAUUCAGCAUAUCAAAAGAAUUCCUUAAAGCCCCUAUUUUUAAUCUUUUCUAUCAUUAUUAUAUUAUAUACUUCAAUAGCUGAUGACUACCUUUUUGUCACCUGAUUCUUUGUCUAUCUAUUGCAUGUAACCAUAA